Diprion similis is the source of this 2946-nucleotide messenger RNA. RefSeq names its product adipocyte plasma membrane-associated protein-like. Gene Ontology annotation, biological process: biosynthetic process. Gene Ontology annotation, molecular function: strictosidine synthase activity. NCBI's taxonomy places the organism in Eukaryota, Metazoa, Arthropoda, Insecta, Hymenoptera, Diprionidae. The transcript is spliced from 5 exons. The record is from RefSeq and is a predicted model, not a curated record. The coding region runs from base 217 to 2142 and encodes 641 amino acids.
UCAUAGGAUUCAUAGUAUUCAUACCUGCAGCGUUGACGGCCUGUUGGUGAUGUGUGGCAAAGUCCAGCGAAAUCCAAAGAGGAUCCCAGAUAGGGUCGGCCAAGUCAACGAACCCAAAAAUCCAACAGUCGUUGACCGUCAUCCGUGAUCAACUACGUACUACAUAAAUCACACUCAUCGUACAUCCUUCGCACCGUUCUGAGACUGGUUAGGACAAUGGGAUACCUAAAGUCUAUAGGAACCACAUUCAUCUAUAUUGGAUUAUUCCUGGCGCUUAUCACUUUUCUACCUGGCCUACCACCACAUGCACAGUUUGUUGAAUACAAUAUAUCGCCACCACAGCAGUUCCUAAUCGAUGCCCUGAAAUCGAACAACAGGCUGGAUCAUGCCGAAAUUCUGUUUGAAGGGAAGCUAAAGGGCCCUGAAUCUUUUGCCUCAUAUAACGGGGAAUUGUUCACCACAUUGCAUGGAGGCGACGUUGUUAAGAUUAUAGGGCAUCACAUUGUACCUGUCGCCAAGUUUGGUAGACCGUGCGAUGGAGUCUGGAUGGAAAAAGAAUGUGGUCGACCCUUAGGUUUACAAUUUGAUGAAAACGGUAAAUUGUACGUUGCCGAUACUUAUAAUGGUAUCUUCAAAGUGGAUGUCGUGACGGGAAAUUAUGACAUGGUCGUUGAUAUUUCAAAGCCGAUCGAGGGUACGUUACCCAUCCUCGUCAAUAGCGUGGACAUCGCCAAAAAUGGAGACAUAUACUGGACCGACUCAUCCCGAGAUUUUACUCUUCAGGACGGUGUUUACACAUGUCUGGCAAAUCCAUCGGGCAGGUUAAUCAAAUAUGAUUCACUGACUAAGCGGAAUAUUGUACUAGUCGCAAACCUCGGCUUUGCUAAUGGAGUCAAACUGAGUAAGGAUGAGAGCUUUGUAGUGGUAGCUGAGACAAUGACAUCUCGCCUGUUGAAAUUUCAUCUCAAAGGAGACAAGGCCGGCACUGCCGAAUUGUUUAUACAAGGCCUUCCUGGUUUACCAGACAACAUCCAUACGGAUGGUGGGGAUGGAUUUUUGGUCAGCCUGGUAGUUACUGCUGAUGCUGAUCAUCCCAUACUCGUGCAUUCCUUAGCACCCCAUCCGUAUAUAAGAAAAAUGCUAGCUAGGUUUCUCUACUUACUCGAAGCCCCGUUUAAGCUUAUCGAGGACAUUUAUCCAAAUUAUUAUACCAAGAGAACUGUUCAUUGGAUUGGCCAUUUUGAAAGUCUUAAAUUUCUACACCAUGAAAGCGUUGUUGUGCUUAGAAUCGGCUUUGAUGGUAAGAUCAUAGACGUAUUAUACACUAACGAUGGAAAAAUCAGCGGAAUAAGUUCAGCAUACAUAUUCAAAGAUCAUUUAUAUCUUGGUUCACCAUACAACGAAUAUCUGGCUAGGGUGCCAUUGAGUCGGGCCUUUCCAGCUAUGAAAAUGGAAUCCAAAAAUGUUGUCUCCGAUAACGUAGUUGAACGGCAAGACGCAAAAAAUGCACCUAAAUCUACCGAAGAUUCCAAGCUGUCCAGUUCAGCUGCUACGCCAGUUUCGAGUGGAACACCAAAGCCUAAACCAGGACCAUCUAUAACAAAACCCAAGCAGGCACCUUCCCAACAACAGGCUAAAGUCACCCCACCAACUCGGCAGCAGAAGCCAGUGACUGCUUCUCCGACGAAUCAACAACAGCAGCCUGUCACUACAGCUGCGCCAACUCGGCAACAGCAGCCCACGUCUACAGUUUCACCACCUCGGCAACAGCAGCCAGUCACCGUUACUCCACCGAAACGUCAAGAACAACAACAGCAACAACAAGCGACAGCGAAUCCAACAAAAGCAGAGAAGGAAAUGAUGCCCGAAUCAGUGAAAGUAGUUCCUGCACCUCAGCCUGCACAACCCUCACCUAUAUUGCAUAAAACGUCAGUGGAAGGAGGGAGUGAACAUAGGGAACGCAUAAAACCUGGUACUGCACAAAAACCAAACGUAGGUCAGCAGGCAACAUUAAGGCCUUCUCCACAACCGGUACCUACGAAGCAAUCAACUACGCAUCCCCCUCAAGCGGCAACAGAAAAUCCGAGCAAAGCUCAAAAGCAGUCACCUCAGCCCGUGCCGGUAACCGGUCGAAAUAACUAACAAUAGAUACAAAAGGUUAUCAAAAAACGGUUGAGCCACCGAUUGCUUCUACCCCAUCAUCAUGUAGCUGAUGAUACCAUAGGGUAACAAAUGGCCGUCUCUAUCACGCAAACAUGAAUGAUCGACCCUCCAAGCCCUUCAAGCCCUUCGAGGCAAUAACAACAAUAUCAGGGUCUUCUAGAGACAUAUUGUUGUCUCAUUAUACUUUAAACGGCAGCGUUUGUAUAUAGACUUUCACCGCUGAAAGUAUCAUAACGAGCACAAACAUGUUUACCGAAAUGCCGAGUCCAAGUGGUCCGAAUAAUGCCGCCAUCAGGUAACGCUGAUAAGCCAUAACUUCCUUAUAGAUCUGAUAACGGUAUACCAAAAGUUUGGCAUCUCUUGUUCCCAAUUUACUGUCUGAAUUGUAGCGCCAGCUUUGCCGAUACGCUCAUUCCGCAUCUUCAAGCCGUAUGUUUAAGAUCCGAGAACUCUGUCACAGUACGCGUAUUCCCCAAUGUUCAACCACUGGAAACAGUGUUGAACAGAAAAAACUGGGAACUAGGAUGCAUGGUGUCAGGCAUUAAACGAGGUUGACGUUUAUAGGUAUACUACACGUGAUGUCCCACCAUCAUUACUGAGCAGUACCACAUUUCUGAUCGCGCUACGACUCAGAGUUCGCGUUCGCUGAUACAGUCUUCACAGUUUUCCAUAUUUAAUCAAUAGUUUGUAACAUCUAUGUACACCACAAUAAUCACGGUCUUCAUUUUUUAUUUUAGAAUGAUACUUUUUCGAUAAUAGAGGUCCUUCUUGUUUACUAUUUUU